Hansenula anomala is the source of this 2064-nucleotide messenger RNA. It is a transcript of the gene PBY1, whose product is annotated as putative tubulin tyrosine ligase. Gene Ontology annotation, molecular function: hydrolase activity. Gene Ontology annotation, cellular component: P-body. The record is from RefSeq and is a predicted model, not a curated record. Gene Ontology annotation, biological process: protein modification process. Bases 1 to 2064 code for a protein of 687 amino acids. Lineage: Eukaryota; Fungi; Ascomycota; Saccharomycetes; Phaffomycetales; Wickerhamomycetaceae. The transcript is spliced from 6 exons.
AUGCACGUCUUACUAACAAAUGAUGAUGGUCCUUUAAACGACCAAACAUCUCCAUAUGUUAAAUAUUUGGUUGAUGCUAUUGAAAAAUACACUGACUGGGACCUUUCCAUUGUUUUACCAAAUACCCAGAGAUCAUGGAUUGGUAAAGCCCAUUUUGCAGGUAAAGAUUUAACAGCUUCCUUUAUUUAUCCAACUAAUGAAGGUAAUAUUUAUCAAGGUCCCUUCCCAACCCCAAAUAAAGAAUUAACUAAAAAUUCAAAAGAAUGGGCAUUAUUAGAUGGUACUCCAGCUUCUUGUGCAGAUAUUGGUAUUCAUCAUUUAUACCAGGAAAAAGGUCCAGUGGAUUUAGUCAUCUCUGGUCCAAAUUUUGGUAGAAAUUCAACUGCUUUAUAUAUAACUUCUUCAGGUACUGUUGGUGCUGCAAUGGAAGCUGCUCUAACUGGUGUCAAAUCUAUUGGUAUCAGUUAUGCUUUUGAAAGUCGUACUACAGACCCAAUAAUUACAGCCGAAGCUGCAAAGAUAAGUGUUGAAUUGAUUAAACAUCUUUAUGAAAAUUGGUCAAAAGAUGCUGAUUUAUAUUCAAUUAAUAUUCCAUUAAUCAAAUCAUUGAAAUUGGGUGAAACAAAGAUCCAAUAUGUUCCAAUUUUACCUAACCAAUGGGGUUCAAUCUUUAGUAAAGAAGAACAACAACCCCCAUCAAACCAAAUUCAAUUCUCUUGGAGUCCAAAUUUCCAUACUGUUCAUGAAUCAGUAGUUGCUUCUGAAGCAAAAGGUGAAGUUAAUGAUGGUGUUAUUUUAUUAAAUGGUGGUAUAAGUGUCACUCCAUUAAAAGCCAUUUUCAAAGAUGUUCCUCUCACUGGUGAGAUUAAUCUAAAAGUUGGAUUUGCAAAUAUUUCAAUUGAUAAAAAUUCAUACAUUUAUCCAGCAUUAGUUCAAGCCGUAUCAAAGCAUUUACCAAAUAUAAGAAUAGUGGAUAAUAAUGAUCAUUCUGGUAAAGUUUUCCAAUGUGGUGAAUAUGAAGAAUUAGAUUUUGAUAAAAUUCAUGAUGAAGAUAGUUAUUUCAUCAAUUCAUACAUUUAUAGAAAGGCAUUGAUUAGAAAACAUUAUUUAGCUCAUACUAUCCAUUCAUACGUUGUGAAGAAUCCUGAUUCAAUUUUGAAAAAAGCAUUCCCAGAUACAUUCAAUUUAGAAGUUGAUUAUGCUGAAUUUUUAGAGGAUUCAUUAGAUGAAGCAUAUGAAUUAAGAACCGAGAUUGAAAAUGGUGAUAAAACAUGGAUAUUAAAACCAAGUAUGAGUGAUCGUGGUCAAGGUAUUCGUAUCUUCCAAACAGUUGAACAAUUACAAGCAAUUUUUGAUUCUUUUGAAGAAGAUGAAACUGAUGAAGAAGGUGAAAUUGCUCAAGAAGAAAAUCAUGGUGUCAUUACAUCUCAACUACGUCAUUUUGUUGUUCAAGAAUAUCUUGAUGAUCCAUUAUUAUUACCUGCUUACCAAAAUAAGAAAUUUCACAUAAGAACUUAUGUUGUUUCUAAUGGUUCUAUUGAAGUUUUCGUUUAUAAGAAAAUGUUGACUUUAUUUGCCUUAUCAACUUAUUCAAAACCACAAGAAAAUGAUCAAGGUGAAAUUGAAUUAUAUGGACAUUUAACAAAUACUUGUUUACAAGGUGAAAAAGCAUUGGAAAAUAAUAGUGUUGUGGAAUUUUGGGAGCUUGUUGGAUUGACCAAAGCUGAAAAAGAACAUAUUUUCAAGCAGUUGGUGGAAACAGUUGGUGAAGUUUUCAAAGCUGCUGUUAAUGUUGAUAAAAUGAAUUUUCAACCUUUAAAUAAUGCAUUUGAGAUAUUUGGAUUGGAUUUCAUUGUUGAUUCUGAAUUGAAUGUCACGUUAUUAGAAAUCAACUCAUAUCCAGAUUUCAAACAAACAGGUGACGAUUUGAAACCAUUGAUUUAUGAUUUAUUCGAUUCAGUUAUCCAAACGUGUGUUAAACCAUUCUUUGACGGCUCCAAAACUAAAGAAUCCAAUCAAUUACUAAUUAAAGCAUUCGAAGAAAAUACAAAUGGGAAUUGGUGA